AUGAAGGAUACAUUUAAUAUAAAAGGCGUGGACUCAAUCAUUGGAUUGUCCGCUCUGGCAUUCAAGCCCGCGCAAGCAAAUGCCCCGCUAGUAGACCUGCUGCAGUCUCUGGGCGCGGUUGUGAUCGCCAAAACAAACGUACCACAAACACUCGCAACAUUGGACAGUUGCAACCACCUUUUCGGGCGCACGCUGAACCCUCUCAACCGUAAAUGGACUGCUGGUGGAAGCACUGGCGGGGAGGGUGCGUUGAUCGCCAUAUGCGGGUCCAUGGUCGGCUUUGGCACAGAUAUCGGCGGUAGCAUCCGCGUACCAGCCAUGGGCCAGGGUAUCUACGGGUUCAAGCCGAGUGGCGGACGCGUGCCAUUUGGGGCUCGCUCUGUUGCGGAUAUCAACGCCAUCAUGGCGGAGAUCGUGCCUCGCGUGGAGCUGUUUGGCGAAGAUUGCAUUCCGGGCUCAUGGUCGUCACAAUCGAUGCCGCUUUCUCUCACUCCACCGCACAAUUUCACUAUCGGUGUUCUCAAGACAGAUGGUCUCGUUACACCUCUACCCCCGAUCACCCGAAUCUUGAACGAAGUCGCCGACAACCUCCGCCGUACACCCGGCGUCGAGGUCGUUGAUACCCCACUUCCGCCGGUCGUACCUAAAUGCCAAGCCCUCGCUGGCCGACUCAUGGGCGUCGACGAUGUGUCCCACAUGCUUGACCUUAUCGACAGCAUGGGCGAGGACCUCAUUCCGUGGCUGCAGGGCCGAAUGAAGCGCGGCAAAGCCUUGACGGUGGUUCAACUAGCGACGCUGCAGGCUCAACGUGCCGAAGUUGAGAAGGAGAUGAUGAAGAUGUGGACGUUGUCAUCACAGGGUUCGUCUGCUCCCCGACGCGUUGACGCCAUAAUUUGCCCUGUGGCGCCACACCCGGUCCCGGAGAUCGAUCGCUACAACGCCGUCGGGUACACAUCUACCUUUGUGUUAUUAGAUUACCUGGCUAGCUCGGUUCCUGUCCGCUCAUUCACAGAAUCUGAUCUUGAGACUGGACGGGAAAUGGAAGCACCUGUAUUGGGAAGUUGGGAUAAGGCUAAUCGGCAGCUGUGGGCUGAAAAAACGGCUGACCGUCGGGUCUACCUUGGGUCACCUCUAAGUGUGCAGGUCGUCACUCCGAAGCAACACGAUUAUCAAAUUUUCCAGGCAAUGGAGAUCGUUGAUCGGGCCGUGCAGGGCCGCGCAGGCCCCACCGGUGCGAAGCUAUAG
Messenger RNA from Penicillium expansum, 1245 nucleotides. RefSeq names its product putative general amidase. NCBI's taxonomy places the organism in Eukaryota, Fungi, Ascomycota, Eurotiomycetes, Eurotiales, Aspergillaceae. The transcript is spliced from 3 exons. Bases 1 to 1245 code for a protein of 414 amino acids. The record is from RefSeq and is a predicted model, not a curated record.